Molecule: messenger RNA, 648 nt
Organism: Entamoeba dispar SAW760
Lineage: Eukaryota; Evosea; Mastigamoebida; Endamoebidae
Exons: 1
Coding region: 1-648 (215 amino acids)
Cellular component (GO): cytoplasm; mitochondrion
Molecular function (GO): deoxynucleoside kinase activity
Source: RefSeq, a predicted model, not a curated record
AUGAAAUACCAACAAUUUAUUGUUAUUACAGGAGGUGUUGGAGUAGGAAAGUCUACACUUAUCCAUAACUUAAAGAGAAGUCUUCCUAAAAAAGAAAGAAUUUUUAUUAAAGAAUAUAUUGAUUUUAAACCAAGUACAGGAAAGAAAAUGCUUGAAGAAACAUUAAAAGGAAAAGGGUCUAUGUAUGAACUUCAAUUAUUUAUUAUUGACUGUUUCAAAGAACAAUUAGAAAAAGCUAAACAAAUGAAAUAUGUUAUUAUGGAAAGAAGUCCAAUUGAUUCAAUAUUUAUAUUUUCUAAUGAAGCAUAUUUCCAAGGAAGAAUGACAACAGAAGAAUAUAAUGAUCUUAAAGUUAGAGUUGAUGAUCUUUAUACUACAUAUGGUAUUCCAAGGUUUAAUGAAAUGAUUAUUAAUAGAAUAGAUAGUUGCAAAUAUAGCAUUAACGGUAUAUUUGAAUAUGUUAAAUAUCAAAGUCAAGAAUAUUGGAAACAAUCAAAAAGUGCAUUGUUUCUUUUAUAUUGUAGUGAUCCAUUAAAACAAAAAGAAAAUAUUGAAAAAAGAGGAAGACCAGAAGAAAAGGAUUAUGACAUUAAUUAUAUGAUUAGAAUAAAUAAUGAGUAUAGUAAAUUAUUUGCUGAAUACAUUUAA